Messenger RNA from Brassica oleracea var. oleracea, 2051 nucleotides. Its product is annotated as beta-glucosidase 33-like. The transcript has 13 exons. The coding region runs from base 17 to 1825 and encodes 602 amino acids. Lineage: Eukaryota; Viridiplantae; Streptophyta; Magnoliopsida; Brassicales; Brassicaceae. Gene Ontology annotation, biological process: carbohydrate metabolic process. The record is from RefSeq and is a predicted model, not a curated record. Gene Ontology annotation, molecular function: beta-glucosidase activity.
CAAGGACCGUAAUAUAAUGGCCACCACUACUCUCACUUUAUUCCUAGGGGUUUUAGCCCUAACGAGUAUCCUUAGCUUCAACGCUGAAGCUAGGCCUCAACCAAGCGAUGAGGAUCUCGGUAUCGUGAUUGGACCUAACACUGGGUUGGAUGACGAUCUUGGCAUCGUUAUUGGACCGCAUGUAAGCGAAGACUUGGACAUGGUUGGACCGCACACCAACCUAGAAGAUGAAGAACUGGGCACCAUCAUUGGACCCGAGUUCGAGAUCCACAAGCAUGAUUUCCCCAAAGAUUUCAUCUUUGGAACAGCCGUUUCCGCAUUUCAGGUUGAAGGGGCUAAAAAAGGAUCUGGGAGAGGCUUGACAAGAUGGGAUGAAUUUACACACAUGUUUCCUGACAAGGUUGAACGCGGGGAUGAUGCAGAUAUCGGAGUCGACUUCUAUACCCGUUACAAGGAUGAUAUAAAAUUAAUGAAGGAGUUGAAAACGAAUGGGUUCAGAUUUUCAAUCUCAUGGACCAGAGUGUUGCCUAAUGGAAGUGUAAGGAAAGGUGUAAACAAGGAGGGGGUGAAGUUCUACAACGAUCUUAUAGAUGAACUUAUAGCCAAUGAGAUCCAGCCUUCUAUUACUCUCUUUCACUGGGAAUCUCCAUUUGCUCUAGAAAUGGAAUAUGGUGGUUUUGUAGACGAAAGAAUUGUAGAGGAUUUCCGGGAGUUUGCUAAAUUCUGCUUUGAGAAUUUCGGAGAUAGGGUGAAGAACUGGGCAACAUUUAACGAGCCAUCGGUAUAUAGUGUUGCUGGUUAUUCAAAAGGCAAGAAAGCGCCAGGACGGUGCUCUCCAUUUGAAGUCCUCAAUUGUCCCUCAGGAGAUUCCUCCGAAGAGCCUUACAAAGUUACUCAUAACCAGAUCCUUUCUCAUCUUGCUGCUGUUGAAGAAUUUCGAAAAUGUGUCAAGUGCCAAGAGAACGGAGGAAAGAUUGGAAUAGUGUUGGUAUCUCACUGGUACGAGCCUAAAGAUCCAAAUUCUAGUAAAGAUGUUGAGUACGCAAGACGAGCCCUCGAGUACCAACUCGGAUGGUUUCUUCGUCCUCUCACGUAUGGACAUUAUCCAGCGGUAAUGCAAAAAGAUGUAAACAUCCGAUUGCCUGAAUUUACCGAAGAAGAAUCAGAGAAACUAAAAAAAUCUUUGGACUUUGUCGGAUUAAAUUACUAUGGUGCAUUUUUCACUACCCCUCUCACCAAUACCAAUUCGUCGGAGCUUAGUUAUACCAACGACUUAGGAGCAAAAAUAUCACCUGAGCAAAACCAUUCACCACAUCUCAAGACAACUUCAAUGGGGAUAGUGAUAUAUCCAGCGGGUUUGAUGAAUCUCUUGAGACAUAUCCAAGACGAAUACAAGAAUCCAGAGAUUUACAUUAUGGAGAAUGGGAUGGACGAAAUCGACAACGGAACCAAGACCUUAGCCGAAGCCACAAACGACUACGGGAGAAAAGAGUUUAUCAAGAGUCACAUCUUAAUCAUGGGUAAAGCCAUCAGGCUGCACAAUGUGAGGUUAAAGGGUUACUUCAUAUGGUCGUUAAUGGACAACUUCGAGUGGGAGAGAGGGUAUAAAAUGAGGUUUGGGCUCUAUUACGUAGAUUUUAAUGAUAACUUGAAACGACACAUGAGGUCAUCUGGAAAGUGGCUAAGCGAGUUUCUUGAUUCGAAAGAGUCUCUUCACAAAUGCUACUUCGAAGGCCAUCGUGAGAAAGGAUAUGCUCCCAAGCUGUUUGACACUGAGUAUUUGGAUCCUGAUAACUGGCGUCUAAGCUAUGCAAGCGAUAUCUGAAGAAAUUGUGAAAGAAUGAUAUGAUCAUCUAUCUACUCUUUUCUGUUUAAAGUAAAGCCUCAGCCAAUCAUAUAGUUUAUAAUAUACAGUGUGCUCAGAAUAAAAAAGAAUAAAAAACUGAGAUGGUCAUAUCUAUGUAUUUGUGUUUUUGUGUAUUUGUGUAUUUGUGUGGGCAGUCUGUAUACACUUACCAAUAAUAAAGAAUAAGGCUAUUAUGGAAUGUUAA